GGCGUGACCUACACUCGCUCGCGCUCUCCAUCCUCAACUCUUCUUCUGUCUCUCUACGUGACUGACUAUUAUUGUACUCUUUCUUUAUUCCUCUUCCACUGCUCAGCGCCCACAUGCACGCCCCCUCGAUGUUCUUACCCUUCUGUUUUCUUCCCUUUCAAACUUCGAAUCCCAAUCAUCGCCUUCUCUGUUUUCUUUGUCUCCUUAAGUGUACUGUUGGGUUGUGGGUUUCGCUGAACACAGGGGCAUACGAUGAACGCGGCCGGCAGACAGGUUUCGAAAUCUAAUCCGGCGCUUCAUCACCAACGGCAGUAUUCCGAUGAUGCUAUUAAUGUUCUUUCUGGAAGAUGGGCUCACCCUUCUAAUCAUUCUCAUGAUUUUGGGUCGAGGGCUAGCAGGGGAAUGCAGAGGAGUUUCAAUGAUCUUGGGUCGGCUGAUGCUUUGACGCCUCAGUCUCGGACGCGGUCUUCGAGCAUGAGGAAGAAUGCGGAUGAGAUGUUUCUUCCCAGUCAUUACAGCCCUGGUUUGCUCGAUCUUCAUGCUUUCGAUACUGAAUUGUUACCCGAGACCACUCACCGUAAAAUUCUGGAUGAACUCGAGCCAUUUUUCGCUGCUAGUAUGCUGCCUAAUAAGCCUGGAGGUGCAUCAGAUAACAAUCUUCUCAAAAGCUUUUCAGUUGACAAGGAAAGAACCAACAAUGUUGCAAAGAUCAAAGUUGUGGUGCGCAAGAGACCUCUAAAUAAAAAGGAAAUGACAAAGAAAGAAGAAGAUAUAAUCACUAUUGAGCGAAUGUCGAAUUCCCUUACUGUUCAUGAAAAAAAAUAUAAAGUAGACUUGGCAGAGUACAUUGAGAAGCAUGAAUUUGUCUUUGAUGCGGUAUUGAAUGAAGGCGUUUCUAAUGAUGAAGUAUACUCAGAAUCUGUGGAACACAUAGUUCCUCUUAUUUUCAACAGAACAAAAGCAACUUGCUUUGCAUAUGGGCAAACAGGUAGUGGAAAAACAUAUACUAUGCAACCUCUUCCUCUAAAGGCGUCCGAAGACAUUUUAAGAUUAGUGCACCACGUAUACCGGAACCAGGGUUUCCAAUUAUUUGUCAGCUUUUUCGAGAUAUAUGGAGGGAAGCUUUAUGAUCUCCUCAAUGAAAGGAAAAAGCUUUUCAUGAGGGAAGGUGGGAAGCAACAAGUAUGCAUUGUCGGGUUGCAAGAAUACAGGGUGUCUCAUGUUGACACGAUCAAGGAAUUGAUUGAGAGAGGAACCGCCACAAGAAGCACUGGUACGACUGGUGCAAACGAAGAGUCAUCUAGGUCACAUGCUAUACUUCAGCUUUGUGUUAAGAGAUUAGUUGAUAGUUCCGAAACGAAGCCUGCUCGACUUGUAGGAAAGCUGUCUUUCAUCGACCUUGCUGGAAGUGAACGUGGUGCAGAUACUACAGAUAAUGAUAAACAAACAAGAAUGGAAGGUGCUGAAAUUAACAAGAGUUUGCUUGCUCUUAAAGAAUGCAUUAGAGCUCUUGACAAUGAUCAGGGUCACAUUCCUUUCAGAGGCAGUAAAUUAACAGAAGUUCUUAGAGAUUCUUUUGUUGGUGAUUCACGCACUGUUAUGAUAUCAUGUAUUUCACCAAGCUCAGGAUCAUGCGAACACACACUCAACACGCUAAGAUAUGCUGACAGGGUAAAGAGUCUAUCUAAAGGGAACAGCACUAGGCGGGAUCCUUUAUAUUCAACUUCAAAUCUUCGAGAAUCAACAGCUUCUUUGUUGUCUUCAUCAGUACCCAUGGAGCAAUCCCUUGAGGAUAACAGAACUUAUUUACCAAAUGACAAGAACAGAUUUGGUUGGUCCAUGCAGAAUGUAAGGGAAGGUACUCCACCGUUGAAUGUCGAACGUAUUCCUAGCAACAGGGCAGUCAUAACUUUGCCUCAUCACAAAAGUCAGCCAAGUUUUCAAGAUGAUAUUGGUUACCCCGAGCAGCAAUAUGAACUAGAGAAAUCAUCAUGGAUGAACAAUAAAAUAACUGAAACUCGACAAGUGCCAGGCUUUGUCAACCAGAAGAAAACUCGAAGGGACAUACAUGAUUUUGAGACCGACUCUCCUUCGGCUGAUGACCUUGACGCUCUUUUGAAGGAAGAAGAAAACCUUGUUACUGCUCAUAGGAGACAGGUGGAGCAGACGAUUGACAUAGUCCGAGAGGAGAUGAACUUGCUUGUUGAAGCUGACCAACCCGGAAGCCAUUUAGAUGACUACAUCCUUAAACUAAAUGUAAUUCUAUCCCAGAAAGCUACAAGCAUUUUUCAGCUGCAGACUCAGUUGGCUCAGUUUCAGAAACGUUUGGAUGAGUACAAUGUUUUGGUGGCACCCUCCAGCAACUGAGCCAGACACCUCCAUUGUUUUUCCCUUCCAAAUUCUUCUCUUGCACGGGCCUGAGGGUGCUGGUCGAUCGAACUUGAUUAGGUGUGUGGUCGACGAACAACCAAGUUCUUCCCUCAGAGGUGGUUUAAGUUUUCUUGAUUGUAUAGAAGAUAUAUUUCCUGUUUAUAGUGUUUUGUAUUCAUGGAUGUCUGUCUCUCCCUCUGAGCUGCUGCAGCUGCUGCUAUUAUGAGCAACAGACAAUCAAGAAGGUACACAUGAUUCUGCUAUUAUGUUUU
Messenger RNA from Cucurbita maxima (winter squash), 2642 nucleotides. Its product is annotated as kinesin-like protein KIN-13B. The coding region runs from base 253 to 2367 and encodes 704 amino acids. The record is from RefSeq and is a predicted model, not a curated record. The transcript is spliced from 12 exons. Lineage: Eukaryota; Viridiplantae; Streptophyta; Magnoliopsida; Cucurbitales; Cucurbitaceae. Gene Ontology annotation, molecular function: microtubule motor activity; microtubule binding; ATP binding. Gene Ontology annotation, biological process: microtubule-based movement.